Molecule: messenger RNA, 2013 nt
Organism: Eutrema salsugineum
Lineage: Eukaryota; Viridiplantae; Streptophyta; Magnoliopsida; Brassicales; Brassicaceae
Exons: 4
Coding region: 1-2013 (670 amino acids)
Source: RefSeq, a predicted model, not a curated record
AUGGAGCAUCCCGAUAUCCCGACAAUCUCGGUUGUUUCACAGUCCGAGCUUACUCGCCUCCGCCGAGUCCACGACAUUCCCUUGGCGAUUGAACUCAUCGUUCCUGACAGAGGGGAGACGCCGAAGACUGUGCGCGCGGGCUAUUGCGUCGCAUACACCCCAUUCUUCGAUGCAUGCGGGCUCUCCUUCUCGAUUCCAUCGGGGCUUCCUGCUAUCUUGGCGGAUCUGCAGCUGGCGUUCCUGCAGAUGAACCCUAACUUCGUCCGCCACGCCUUAGCGCUGCUGGUUAGGGCGGCGGAGUCUCGGAUUCCUUUUGGAAUCAACGAGCUCCAUCGAGUUUGUUCUAUUAAGAGAAAUUCUUCCUUUCCGGGGUCAUUCUAUCUGUCUCCCUGGAAGAAUCAAAGUAUCUUUGAAGAUAUCCCCGCCCGCGAUGAUCGCUGGAAAGAGAAGUACUUUUUUUUUCGGAUCAACGAGCACUCCGUCGGAUCCUUCGAUUUUAGUCGGCUGCCUACUGUUUGGUCUCCGAGAGUUGUUGUCCCGACGAAUACAGGCUUGGAAAAACCGCUGCUCGCUGCUUUGAAAAAAGGUGAUUGUUCGUGGCUCAAUUUCACAAGGGAGAGAAUUCGCCGCGUGCUAGGAACUGACAUCCCACAGCCCGCUGCUGCUCUAAAUUUCGAGAUCAAUCUGUUGAACCCACCUUCCAUCAACCGUCCGGCUAAUUUCCACCAGAUCCCGAUUGGUACCAGCCGUCGGGAAAUUCCAGACGCUACUUCUUCAAGCACCUCGCACCAGCCUCUGAUUCGUAAGCCAUCCAAGGGAAAAAUGACUCGAAGACCAUCAGCUCGUGAGGCCGAAAAGGCGAGGAAAAGCAGGGCUCAGGCUGGGAGCUCCGUAGCUGUCCGCACCGGUGAGAUCCGCCGAGCUGUGAGUGACGCGCUCGAACAAGCCUCUGGGGCUUACGAGACACCGGCCGGAGGUCUUUCCGCCGACCCAACAUCCAGGGCUAUCUCGCUUAGUUCGCGAGAUUCUGAGAGGACUUCUCGUCCAAAGAAGCAAAGGGUGGAGGAUCCGGCUCCAGACAGGAGGUCGAAUUCCUCAAACGGGUCAGGGGGAACGAUCCCGUAUGGUUGGACUUUCAACCAUACUAAAGGGUGCCCCAUCGCUGAUGAUCCGGAGGGGGUAGCUUUCAUCUUUCGGCACUUCAAGCCUCCGGGUUGCGUGCUUCCUCCAGUUCGGGAGAUGGCGGAGCAUGCCGCCUACGUGAAGAUGAUGGCUGCUCACGGACGGGCUCUUGAGGCUGUCAACGAGUACUCUGCUGUACUUGAGGAAGAGUCUCUGACCAUGCCCACCUCCGACGAGCUCGAGGAGAUGAAGAAGACCGUGUUUGACCUUUUUUCGAAGGUCAAGAACGCGGAAGACAAGGAGAAGCGUCAGGAAGCCCAGCUUCGAUCUGCGAAGACGGUGGCGGACUCUGCGAGCCGGCGUGCUGAUGAUCUAACCGAACAGGUGCGUGGCCUCAAAGAGGAGGUCGAUGUGAGGGUCAGGCGGGCUGUUAGGGAGGCGAAGCAAGAGUUCGCUGAGAAGUACCUGGCCAUCUUCCACCCUCUUAAAGACAAGUGGGAGAAGAAGAAGGUCGAAGCUGCGUGCGAGGCCGAGCUCCAAGAGGUGGAAUCCAACUUGGAUCUCAUCAAGGAUCUGAUCAGCGGGGCUAUCACGGCUCCGGAUGAGAAAGCUCGCCUCGAAGAGAAGAUUCCUGAGCUUGUCCAAAAGCACGCUGAUGCUGAAGUGUCUGAUUUCUCUCUCGCCAAGCUCGAACUCCCGCAGAUCUCGGAGGCGUCGGUGAGGCCGAUGGAGGUUGAUCCCAGGGCGCAAGUUCCGGUUGGCCUUAAUCAGUUUGGUAGUAACGCCGCUGCUGCAGGUGGAGAUGAGCUCGUGGAUGACUCGGCGAUCCCAAUAGAUGACUCGGCGAUCCCAAUGGAGAAAGGUGGUGGCGAGAACGAGCCUAAGGAGUAA